This is a messenger RNA of Ceratitis capitata (Mediterranean fruit fly), 987 nucleotides long. Its product is annotated as U3 small nucleolar ribonucleoprotein protein IMP4. The record is from RefSeq and is a predicted model, not a curated record. Gene Ontology annotation, biological process: rRNA processing. The coding region runs from base 78 to 950 and encodes 290 amino acids. Gene Ontology annotation, molecular function: rRNA primary transcript binding; snoRNA binding. Gene Ontology annotation, cellular component: nucleolus; Mpp10 complex; small-subunit processome. The transcript has 2 exons. NCBI's taxonomy places the organism in Eukaryota, Metazoa, Arthropoda, Insecta, Diptera, Tephritidae.
CUACAGGCAAACUUAUUCGCGUUGCACGUUCUAAAUAUACGUAAAUAAAGAUCUUCAACGAAUAGCCAGUACAAAACAUGAUUCGUAGGCAAGCUCGGUUAAGACGGGAAUAUCUUCUGCAAAAGGCGGAGAAAAAGCGUAGAGACAAAACAAUUGGUCAGAAGGAGAUUCUAGCUGCAGGUCUGGUGAAAGGAAAAGUGAAUAAAGCAUCCUUAUCUAAUGCAUUUUCCACAAAGGAGAAGCUCAAAUAUGUGGAUGUUGAUGAAGCUGAUGACGAGUAUAAAUAUAUGAGCGACUACAUGCCAAAAGUUAUGAUAACAACUUCGCACAAUCCUUCUGCAAAGCUAAAAGUUUUUGUAAAAGAAUUAAGACUGUUAUUUCCGAAUUCGCAACGCAUAAACAGAGGUAAAAGUGAUUUGAAACAACUGACCCGAGUAUGCUGUUCCAAUGGAGUAACGGACAUUAUUGUUGUUCAUGAACAUCGCGGAAUUCCAGAUAACAUGGUCAUUAGUCACUUGCCAAACGGGCCCACAGCGUUUUUUAAUAUAUCAAAUGUAGUUAUGCGUCAUGAUGUCCCCUUUAUGGGCAACAUCAGCGAGCAAAUGCCACAUUUAAUAUUUCACAAUUUCAAAACCAAAAUAGGACAACGAGUAACGAAAAUAUUGAAACAUCUCUUUCCAACACCAAAAUCGACUUCUAAAAGGGUUAUAACAUUCGCAAAUAAUGACGAUUUUAUAUCUUUUCGCCAUCAUACAUUUAAAUAUGAUAAAGAACUAGAAAUAACGGAGAUAGGACCUAGAUUUCAACUUAAAUUAUAUCAAAUUAAAUUGGGAAAAUUAGAUGAGAUAGAAGCAUCUGAUACCGAAUGGGUACUGAGACCCUAUAUGAACACAUCAGCUAAAAACAAGGUUUUAUCGAACGAAGUUGGUUGGGAAGAGAAUAUCAAUUAGAGAUAAGGUAUUUGUUUACAAAAAUUCACUAAAAAAA